Messenger RNA from Durio zibethinus, 1730 nucleotides. Its product is annotated as zinc finger protein WIP3-like. The record is from RefSeq and is a predicted model, not a curated record. Gene Ontology annotation, biological process: regulation of gene expression; anatomical structure development. Gene Ontology annotation, molecular function: DNA-binding transcription factor activity. NCBI's taxonomy places the organism in Eukaryota, Viridiplantae, Streptophyta, Magnoliopsida, Malvales, Malvaceae. Gene Ontology annotation, cellular component: nucleus.
GCCAAAGGUGGAAAAAGAUAAAGGGGAGAGGGUAGAAAAAGCAGUGCUUCUUCCUAAAAGACAAACCAAACCAACUUUCGUAAAUCAGCUGCUAGUCUUUUCCCACAUAAAGUCUGGAUAUAAACCAUCUGAAAGGAGAGAAAAUUAGUCCCAAAGGGAAAAAAAAUCCCCACUCCCUCUGAUGAAGAUGGGUUUUAGGAGCUACCAUUUAGCAGAGGACAAAAACUCGUGCUUUCAAGCUCCUACUUUCAUUGAAUGGCUGAAACCAUCUUCUCCUGUGACUCAACAGGUUCAGCUUAUAAACCCCAUGACUAUCUUGAAACUGCCUGCCGUCUCUUUUCAACAGCAGCAACAAGAUCAUCAGCAGCUUGGGCAGGAAACCAUUCAAUGCCUACCUCUUUUGAGCAGGCUAACAGAGAACAAACCAUUGGAAGAAGAAGAUGCUGGAACGAAAAAGGAGAUGAGUUUUGGGAAUGUUAAAGAAGAAAAGAUAGAGAAAGUUACAGUUUCCUUGCACAUUGGGUUGCCCAACAGUACUACCGGGGAUAAUCCUGUUGCGGAGAAUAAGAAUUUUAAAGAAGAAGAACCCAUCAAGAAAACCUUCCAUGGAUGUUCUUUCAACACAGAAAGUAGGUUUUGGAUCCCAACUCCAGCUCAGAUCCUCGUCGGCCCCAUGCAGUUUGCUUGCUCCAUAUGUAGCAAGACUUUCAAUAGGUACAAUAACAUGCAGAUGCAUAUGUGGGGGCAUGGAUCUGAAUAUAGGAAAGGGCCAGAUUCACUUAAAGGAACACAACCAGCAGCAAUGCUGAGGCUGCCAUGCUAUUGCUGUGCCCAGGGCUGCAAAAACAACAUCAACCAUCCGCGAGCGAAGCCAUUGAAGGACUUCCGAACACUUCAAACUCACUACAAAAGGAAACAUGGUGCAAAGCCCUUCAUGUGUAGAAAAUGUGGCAAGACAUUGGCUGUCAAAGGGGAUUGGAGAACACACGAAAAGAAUUGUGGCAAGUUGUGGUAUUGCACUUGUGGCUCUGAUUUUAAACACAAAAGAUCAUUGAAAGAUCACAUUAGGUCAUUUGGAAAAGGACAUUCCCCUCAUCCUUCUCUUGAAGGAUUUGAAGAUGACAAGGAUUGCAUCACUGGCUCCGAAGACGAAUUCACUCACUAGACAACUACUCAUCGAAUCAAAUCAAGUACCCUUUAAUUUUUCGAAAGCUUUUAAUUUUCUUUAAUUUCCAUGUUUUAAAAGUUUCUUAGGCUUAUCCAAAGCUUGUGCUCGGUAACAAAAAAUUCUCAAACAAAACAUUGCAUUGGAGGCAAAAGAGGGAGCGGUUUGCUACGGAGCACUUGCUGGUCAGGGCUAAGCCUCAGUUACUUUUUUAGGCACUUUGUGGCAGCCGUAAUUGGGAAUAAAAAAGGGGUUACCUCAAGUGAUGAAGUAGAUGAAUUUUCUUCUCUUCCAUGAUGAAGAUUUCAAAAAGAUUGAGUUACUUUUUCUAAGGGAGAAAAUUUAUCCGCUUCAUUGCUAAAUGGUAAUCUUUUAUAGGAUGGGAUUGUAUUAUAUUGUUUUCUAGACAAUUAUCUUUUCUGGUUUUUCUCUCUUGGCUAUGAGCAUUUUCUCUUUCAAAUCCUUGUUCUUCAAUCACCUUUUUAAUGCCUUUAAAUGUUCAAAUCAAUUUCAACAAAGAUCAUGUCAUAAUUCUAUAUUUUAUCUACUCCUUUAUUGGAAGGGA